Molecule: messenger RNA, 7832 nt
Organism: Eptesicus fuscus (big brown bat)
Lineage: Eukaryota; Metazoa; Chordata; Mammalia; Chiroptera; Vespertilionidae
Gene: SPTAN1
Product: spectrin alpha, non-erythrocytic 1
Exons: 55
Coding region: 123-7481 (2452 amino acids)
Biological process (GO): actin cytoskeleton organization
Cellular component (GO): cell projection; cortical actin cytoskeleton; cell junction
Molecular function (GO): actin filament binding; calcium ion binding
Source: RefSeq, a predicted model, not a curated record
CCGCCGCCACUCUCCGCUGCGGAGCGAACGGCGAGGAGCGGAGGCCCCGGAGGCGCGUCGGUCUCUCAGCAACCCACCCCCCAGCCCCACGCACUCGCUGCCCUCACCCGCAGGAGCCGAAAAUGGACCCAAGUGGGGUCAAAGUGCUGGAAACAGCAGAGGACAUCCAGGAGAGGCGGCAGCAGGUCCUAGACAGAUACCACCGCUUCAAGGAGCUCUCAACCCUUCGGCGCCAGAAGCUUGAAGAUUCCUAUCGAUUCCAGUUUUUCCAAAGAGAUGCUGAGGAGCUGGAGAAAUGGAUUCAAGAGAAACUUCAGAUCGCGUCUGAUGAGAAUUAUAAAGACCCAACCAACUUGCAGGGCAAGCUACAGAAGCAUCAAGCCUUUGAAGCUGAAGUGCAGGCCAACUCAGGAGCCAUUGUUAAGCUGGACGAAACUGGAAACCUGAUGAUCUCAGAGGGCCAUUUUGCAUCGGAAACCAUAAGGACGCGUUUGCUGGAGCUGCACCGCCAGUGGGAGUUACUUUUGGAGAAGAUGCGGGAGAAAGGAGUCAAGCUGCUGCAGGCCCAGAAGCUGGUGCAGUAUUUGCGAGAGUGUGAGGACGUGAUGGACUGGAUCAAUGACAAGGAAGCAAUUGUGACUUCUGAGGAGCUGGGCCAGGACCUGGAGCACGUGGAGGUUUUACAGAAGAAAUUUGAGGAGUUUCAAACAGAUAUGGCUGCCCAUGAGGAAAGAGUUAAUGAAGUGAACCAGUUUGCUGCCAAACUCAUCCAGGAGCAGCACCCGGAGGAGGAGCUGAUCAAGACUAAGCAAGACGAGGUGAACGCAGCCUGGCAGCGGCUGAAGGGGCUGGCUCUUCAGAGACAGGGGAAGCUGUUUGGGGCAGCUGAGGUUCAGCGCUUUAACAGGGAUGUGGAUGAGACUAUCAGCUGGAUUAAGGAAAAGGAACAGUUAAUGGCCUCCGAUGAUUUCGGCCGAGACCUGGCCAGUGUUCAGGCUCUGCUUCGGAAGCAUGAGGGUUUGGAGAGAGAUCUGGCUGCUUUGGAGGAUAAGGUCAAAGCCCUGUGUGCCGAGGCUGACCGCCUGCAGCAGACCCACCCGCUGAGCGCCACUCAGAUUCAAGUGAAGCGAGAAGAGCUGAUCACAAACUGGGAGCAGAUCCGCACUCUGGCGGCGGAGAGACACGCGCGGCUCAACGACUCGUACAGGCUGCAGCGCUUCCUGGCUGACUUCCGGGACCUCACCAGCUGGGUGACUGAGAUGAAAGCCCUCAUUAAUGCAGAUGAACUUGCUAACGACGUGGCCGGGGCCGAAGCCCUUCUGGACAGGCAUCAGGAGCACAAGGGUGAAAUUGAUGCUCAUGAAGACAGCUUUAAAUCUGCAGAUGAAUCUGGACAGGCCCUGCUUGCUGCUGGUCAUUACGCCUCUGAUGAAGUGAGGGAGAAGCUGGCCAUUCUCUCUGAGGAGCGAGCGGCCCUGCUGGAGCUGUGGGAGCUGCGCAGGCAGCAGUACGAGCAGUGCAUGGACCUGCAGCUCUUCUACCGCGACACCGAGCAGGUGGACAACUGGAUGAGCAAGCAAGAGGCUUUCCUGCUGAACGAGGACUUGGGGGACUCCUUGGACAGCGUGGAAGCGCUUCUCAAGAAGCAUGAGGACUUUGAGAAAUCCCUCAGUGCCCAGGAGGAAAAGAUCACAGCACUAGAUGAAUUUGCAACCAAGCUAAUUCAGAACAACCACUACGCCAUGGAGGACGUGGCUACUCGCCGAGAUGCUCUGUUGAGCCGCCGCAAUGCCCUUCAUGAGAGAGCCAUGUAUCGCCGGGCCCAGCUGGCCGAUUCCUUCCACUUGCAGCAGUUUUUCCGGGAUUCCGAUGAGCUCAAGAGCUGGGUCAACGAGAAGAUGAAAACUGCCACAGAUGAAGCUUAUAAAGACCCAUCCAACCUACAAGGAAAAGUCCAGAAGCAUCAGGCUUUUGAGGCUGAGCUCUCAGCAAACCAGAGCCGCAUUGAUGCCCUGGAGAAAGCAGGGCAGAAACUGAUUGACGUCAACCACUAUGCCAAGGAGGAAGUGGCGGCUCGAAUGAAUGAGGUCAUCAGUUUGUGGAAGAAACUGCUGGAGGCCACUGAACUGAAAGGAAUAAAGCUCCGCGAGGCCAACCAGCAGCAGCAGUUUAACCGCAACGUUGAGGACAUUGAACUGUGGCUGUAUGAAGUGGAAGGUCACUUGGCUUCCGACGAUUAUGGCAAAGACCUUACGAAUGUGCAGAACCUGCAGAAGAAGCACGCCCUGCUGGAGGCUGAUGUGGCCGCCCACCAGGAUCGGAUUGAUGGCAUCACCAUUCAGGCCCGCCAGUUCCAGGACGCUGGCCAUUUUGAUGCUGAGAACAUCAAGAAGAAGCAGGAAGCCCUCGUGGCCCGCUAUGAGGCGCUCAGGGAACCCAUGAUCGCCCGGAAGCAGAAGCUGGCAGACUCCCUGCGUUUGCAGCAGCUCUUCCGUGACGUGGAGGAUGAGGAGACGUGGAUUCGAGAGAAAGAGCCCAUUGCUGCGUCCACCAACAGAGGCAAAGAUUUGAUUGGAGUCCAGAAUCUGCUAAAGAAACACCAAGCCCUGCAAGCAGAAAUUGCUGGACAUGAACCCCGCAUCAAAGCGGUUACACAGAAGGGGAAUGCCAUGGUGGAGGAAGGCCAUUUUGCUGCGGAGGACGUGAAGGCCAAGCUCCAUGAACUGAACCAGAAGUGGGAGUCGCUCAAAUCCAAAGCUUCGCAGCGGCGGCAAGACCUGGAGGACUCGCUGCAAGCCCAGCAGUACUUUGCCGAUGCCAAUGAGGCCGAGUCCUGGAUGCGGGAGAAGGAGCCCAUUGUGGGCAGCACCGACUACGGGAAGGACGAGGACUCCGCUGAGGCUCUCCUGAAGAAGCACGAAGCUUUGAUGUCGGACCUCAGCGCCUACGGCAGCAGCAUUCAGGCGCUGCGGGAGCAAGCGCAGUCAUGCCGGCAACAAGUGGCCCCCAUGGACGAUGAGACUGGGAAGGAGCUGGUGUUGGCGCUCUAUGACUAUCAGGAGAAGAGUCCUCGCGAGGUCACCAUGAAGAAAGGAGACAUCCUCACCCUGCUCAACAGCACCAACAAGGACUGGUGGAAAGUGGAAGUGAACGAUCGCCAGGGUUUUGUGCCCGCCGCGUACGUGAAGAAAUUGGACCCCGCCCAGUCGGCCUCCCGGGAGAACCUCCUGGAGGAGCAAGGCAGCAUCGCGCUGCGGCAGGAGCAGAUUGACAAUCAAUACCGUUCUCUGCUGGAACUGGGUGAGAAGCGCAAAGGCAUGUUGGAGAAGAGUUGCAAGAAGUUCAUGUUGUUCCGGGAAGCGAACGAACUGCAGCAGUGGAUCAAUGAGAAGGAAGCGGCCCUGACCAGCGAGGAGGUGGCCGCAGACUUGGAGCAGGUUGAGGUGCUGCAGAAGAAGUUCGACGACUUCCAGAAGGAUCUGAAGGCCAACGAGUCACGACUGAAGGACAUCAACAAGGUGGCUGAAGACCUGGAGUCUGAAGGUCUGAUGGCCGAGGAGGUGCAGGCCGUGCAGCAGCAGGAGAUGUACGGCAUGAUGCCCAGGGAUGAUGCUGAUUCCAAGACAGCCUCCCCCUGGAAGUCUGCUCGCCUGAUGGUUCACACCGUGGCCACCUUUAAUUCCAUCAAGGAGCUGAACGAGCGGUGGCGGUCCCUGCAGCAACUGGCCGAGGAGCGCAGCCAGCUCUUGGGCAGCGCCCACGAGGUGCAGAGGUUCCACAGAGAUGCUGACGAAACUAAAGAAUGGAUUGAGGAGAAGAACCAGGCUCUAAACACAGACAAUUAUGGCCACGAUCUGGCCAGCGUCCAAGCCCUGCAGCGCAAGCACGAGGGCUUUGAGAGGGACCUCGCAGCUCUCGGCGACAAGGUAAAUUCCCUGGGGGACACAGCCGAGCGCCUGAUCCAGUCCCACCCUGAGUCAGCAGAGGACCUGCAGGAAAAAUGCACCGAGCUCAACCAGGCGUGGAGCAGCCUGGGGAAGCGUGCGGACCAGCGCAAGGCCAAGCUGGGUGACUCCCACGACCUGCAGCGCUUCCUGAGUGACUUCCGGGACCUCAUGUCUUGGAUCAAUGGGAUACGCGGGUUGGUGUCCUCAGACGAGCUGGCCAAGGAUGUCACCGGAGCUGAAGCUUUGCUGGAACGACACCAGGAACACCGGACAGAAAUUGAUGCCAGGGCUGGCACUUUCCAGGCAUUUGAGCAGUUUGGGCAGCAGCUGUUGGCCCAUGGGCACUAUGCCAGCCCAGAGAUCAAGGAGAAACUAGAUAUUCUAGAUCAGGAGCGCGCGGAUCUGGAGAAGGCCUGGGCGCAGCGCAGGAUGAUGCUGGACCAGUGCCUGGAACUGCAGCUGUUUCAUCGGGACUGUGAGCAAGCAGAGAACUGGAUGGCCGCCCGGGAGGCCUUUUUGAAUACAGAAGACAAAGGGGACUCGCUGGACAGUGUGGAGGCCCUGAUCAAAAAGCAUGAGGACUUUGACAAAGCCAUCAACGUCCAGGAGGAGAAGAUUGCCGCUCUGCAGUCCUUUGCCGACCAGCUCAUCGCUGCCGGCCACUAUGCCAAAGGCGACAUUUCUAGCCGGCGCAAUGAGGUUUUGGACAGGUGGCGACGUCUUAAAGCGCAGAUGAUUGAAAAAAGGUCGAAGCUGGGAGAAUCGCAGACCCUCCAGCAGUUCAGCCGGGACGUGGAUGAGAUCGAGGCUUGGAUCAGCGAAAAAUUACAGACCGCAAGCGAUGAGUCCUAUAAGGACCCCACGAACAUCCAGAGCAAGCACCAGAAGCACCAGGCCUUUGAGGCAGAGCUGCACGCCAAUGCCGACCGGAUCCGUGGCGUCAUCGACACCGGCAACUCCCUGAUUGAGCGCGGGGCCUGUGCCGGCAGCGAGGACGCUGUGAAGGCCCGGCUGGCCGCCUUAGCUGACCAGUGGCAGUUCCUGGUGCAGAAGUCAGCUGAAAAGAGCCAGAAACUGAAAGAAGCCAACAAGCAGCAGAACUUUAACACCGGAAUCAAGGACUUUGACUUCUGGCUCUCCGAGGUGGAGGCCCUUCUGGCGUCUGAGGACUACGGCAAAGAUCUGGCUUCUGUAAACAACUUGCUAAAAAAACAUCAGCUGCUGGAGGCGGAUAUAUCUGCCCACGAGGACCGCCUGAAGGACCUGAACAGCCAGGCAGACAGCCUGAUGACCAGCAGUGCCUUCGACACCUCCCAAGUGAAGGACAAGCGCGACACCAUCAACAGUCGUUUCCAGAAGAUCAAGAGCAUGGCGGCCUCGCGGCGAGCCAAGCUGAACGAGUCCCAUCGCCUGCACCAGUUCUUCCGGGACAUGGAUGACGAGGAGUCCUGGAUCAAAGAGAAGAAGCUGCUGGUGAGCUCCGAGGACUACGGCCGGGACCUGACAGGCGUCCAGAACCUGAGGAAGAAGCACAAGCGGCUGGAGGCAGAACUGGCUGCUCACGAGCCUGCGAUCCAGGGUGUCCUGGACACGGGAAGGAAGCUGUCGGAUGACAACACCAUCGGGAAGGAGGAGAUUCAGCAGCGCCUGGCGCAGUUUGUGGAGCACUGGAAGGAGCUGAAGAAGCUGGCCACGGCGCGGGGCCAGCGGCUGGAGGAGUCCUUGGAAUACCAGCAGUUUGUGGCCAACGUGGAAGAGGAGGAAGCCUGGAUCAAUGAGAAGAUGACCCUGGUGGCCAGUGAGGAUUAUGGAGACACACUUGCUGCUAUCCAGGGCUUACUGAAGAAGCACGAGGCUUUCGAGACAGACUUCACUGUGCACAAGGAUCGUGUGAAUGACGUGUGCACUAACGGACAAGACCUCGUUAAGAAGAACAAUCACCACGAGGAGAACAUCUCUUCCAAGAUGAAGGGCUUGAACGGGAAAGUGUCCGACUUGGAGAAAGCUGCCGCCCAGAGGAAGGCGAAGCUCGACGAGAACUCGGCCUUCCUUCAGUUCAACUGGAAGGCGGACGUGGUGGAGUCGUGGAUCGGUGAAAAGGAGAACAGCUUGAAGACGGACGACUAUGGCCGGGAUCUGUCUUCUGUCCAAACUCUCCUCACCAAACAGGAAACCUUUGACGCCGGCCUGCAGGCCUUCCAGCAGGAGGGCAUCGCCAACAUCACUGCCCUCAAAGAUCAGCUGCUGGCCGCAAAGCACAUUCAGUCCAAGGCCAUCGAGGCCCGGCACGCCUCCCUCAUGAAGCGAUGGAGCCAGCUUCUGGCCAACUCCGCCACCCGGAAGAAGAAGCUGCUGGAGGCUCAGAGUCACUUCCGCAAGGUGGAGGACCUCUUCCUGACCUUCGCCAAGAAGGCUUCUGCCUUCAACAGCUGGUUUGAGAACGCGGAGGAGGACCUGACGGACCCCGUGCGCUGCAACUCCCUGGAAGAGAUCAGGGCCUUGCGAGAGGCCCACGACGCCUUCCGCUCCUCCCUCAGCUCAGCCCAGGCCGACUUCAACCAGCUGGCCGAGCUCGACCGCCAGAUCAAAAGCUUCCGCGUGGCCUCCAACCCCUACACCUGGUUCACCAUGGAGGCCCUGGAGGAGACCUGGAGGAACCUGCAGAAGAUCAUCAAGGAGAGGGAGCUGGAGCUGCAGAAGGAGCAGCGCCGGCAGGAGGAGAAUGACAAGCUGCGGCAGGAGUUUGCGCAGCACGCCAACGCCUUCCACCAGUGGAUCCAGGAGACCAGAACGUACCUCCUCGAUGGGUCCUGCAUGGUGGAAGAAUCCGGGACCCUUGAGUCCCAGCUGGAAGCUACCAAACGCAAGCACCAGGAGAUUCGAGCCAUGAGAAGUCAGCUGAAGAAGAUCGAGGACCUGGGGGCGGCCAUGGAGGAAGCCCUGAUCCUGGACAACAAGUACACGGAGCACAGCACGGUGGGCCUGGCCCAGCAGUGGGACCAGCUCGACCAGCUGGGCAUGCGCAUGCAGCAUAACCUGGAGCAGCAGAUCCAGGCCAGGAACACAACAGGGGUGACUGAGGAGGCCCUCAAGGAGUUCAGCAUGAUGUUUAAACACUUUGACAAGGACAAAUCUGGCCGCCUGAACCACCAGGAGUUCAAGUCCUGCCUGCGCUCCCUGGGCUACGACCUGCCCAUGGUGGAGGAAGGGGAACCCGACCCCGAGUUCGAGGCGAUUCUGGACACCGUGGAUCCAAACAGGGACGGCCAUGUCUCCCUGCAAGAAUACAUGGCUUUCAUGAUCAGCCGUGAGACGGAGAACGUCAAGUCCAGCGAGGAGAUCGAGAGCGCCUUCCGGGCCCUGAGCUCCGAGGGAAAGCCUUACGUGACCAAGGAGGAGCUGUACCAGAACCUGACUCGGGAACAAGCCGACUACUGCGUCUCCCACAUGAAGCCCUAUGUGGACGGCAAGGGCCGGGAGCUCCCCACGGCUUUUGACUACGUGGAAUUCACCCGCUCGCUCUUCGUGAAUUGAUCCUCCGCUCCUAGGUUAGCCUGGCCCGUGCUGCUUGCCCUGCCGCCGCCUUGCUGCAUGUCAACUCAUCUCUGUGCUCUUAAGGAGAAUAUUCUAGACAGUUACUUCCCACUGUAACCUUAACCUGCUUAGCUUGGGAUGAAACGUAGUAGAAAAUGGUGCUUCGAUGAACUGCUUCUGGUCCAGUCACAGUCGCCAGGUUGCAGGGGGACCCAGAUUCCUUUGAAGCCAGCUGCCCCAUUCCGACUCCAGAAAAAUCUAGGCAGCUGGCUGGUUUCCCUCUUGUUCUCCCUCCACCCACCCACGUUUGUUUUCAUGUAAAAGACAAAUAAAUGACAACUCUCCCCAAAA